AAUCAAGCUUUUGUUGUUAACUUCCAUAAAUGUUGUGUUACAUUUGCAUGAUCAGUAUACACCAUUGCGAGCAGACAAAAAAGCUGAAUCAUUUGAAUAAUAAUAGUCUCGUAUGAAUCAACCGAUAUUAAACAUGACAUUUGAAAGUAAAAAUAUGCGCAGACAUAUAAACAAAUAGUUUUGUUGAAGUGCGGAUAUGUAUCCUAUUUGUAAUAAAAAGUACCUCAUUAACAGCUAACGUUGUAUUUAGUGCAAUAAGCAACAAAUUGCAUCGACACUUGCGUGACUUCUUCCUGAUAUAACUGACCAUAAUUACUGGCUACAAGUGACCCUGAUGGCAGCGUCUGCUGGUCAGGAAGUAGAAUGCGAUUAGUCGUGUACCAGUCACGGUUUAAGUAGUAAGACUAAUCUAAGCAGAUUAAAUCUAUAGUGGAAUGUCAAUGAGAGGUCCGGCAAGAAGAAGCGAUAGCAGUGAUCCGAAAUGACCUUGAACGCCUUAAAAACCGCUGGCCAAUCGCAGCUGAUGGCAGAUAUUUAAGUUGUCCCCCAAAGAAACGGAUUCAAUUUUUACGGACUCGGAAAGUCGAUUUUUGUUUUAGUAGCGUGUUUAGGCUGGGUACAGUGAGAAGGGUCGAAUGGGAACUGCAUCCGAUCUGUCAGCCACCUCUGCUUAAUAUUUUCAACGAAUUUUUUAAUUCACAAGAGUGCUUUGCUUAUAGAACCCGGUGCACCAUGAUCGAGUAUUUUCAAAUACUCUGCGGCAUUGCCAUAGUGUUCCUCUCCCUGUACUAUUACAACAUUUCCACCUAUGAUUUCUGGAAGAUUCGAAAAGUACCAGGACCAACACCACAAGCAUUUUUCGGAAAUUUUAAGGAGAUAUUCUACAAGCAAGCAUCGAUGAGCGAGCACAUAAAGAAAUUGUACGACGACUAUAAAAAUGAACCGAUGUUUGGGAUAUUUGAAGGAAGGACUCCUACGCUGAUGGUCAACGAUACGAAUGAGAUCAAGAAUGUUCUAGUCAGGGACUUCAAUGUAUUUGCUGAUCGAGGGAUACCAUAUUACAAAAGGGUAGAACCAUUGUCCGAACAUCUGUUCUUCUUGGAGUCCGAAAGAUGGAAGCCAGUGAGGGCAAAACUUUCGCCAGUGUUCACUUCCGGCAAAAUGAAGGAGAUGUUUCCUCUGAUAGUAGACUGUGCAGUGAAAUUGGAACAAUAUUUAGACAAAUUGGUGAACAAAGGCAAACCAAUAGAGUGCCGUGAACUGGCCGCCAAAUUCACAACCGACGUAAUCGGCAGCUGCGUGUUUGGAAUCGAAACGAAAGCCCUCUCGGACGAGAAUAGCGAAUUUCGUGAAAUGGGUAGAAGAUUUUUUGAGCCUUGUAUUCGGACCACAGUUAGGACCGCGAUUAGGCAGUUUCUUCCCGGAUUGUACAAUAUAAUCGGGGAUUAUCUACAGGCCGUUGGAGUCAGCGACUUCUUCAUAAAAGUGGUGAUAGAUACGAUGAAAUAUAGAAAAGCACAUAAUAUAUAUAGACCGGACUUUAUCAACGCUCUUAUUGAUCUUCGAGAUCAUCCUGAAAAGGUGCCCACUGCUGAAUUGACAGACACGUUCCUCACCUCUCAAGCGUUUGUGUUCUUCGUGGCUGGAUUUGAAACUUCGUCGACGACCAUCGCUCACACUCUUUACGAGUUGGCACAAAAUCAUGAUGUACAGAACAAACUGCGUGAGGAAAUUGUACGAAGUAACGCGAUACAUGGCAAAGAGCUAACGUACGAUAUAGUUAAGGCGAUGAAAUACUUGGACAAAGUGUUCAAAGAAACGUUAAGAAAGUACCCGAUAUUACCGAUGAUACCACGAGAAGCAUUGGCAGAUUACACAUUCGAAAGUACAAAAGUUUCGAUACCAAAAGGUACGAAAGUGUGGAUCCCAGCUAGCGGGAUUCACGCAGACCCAAAUUUUUAUCCAAAUCCUGACAAAUUUGACCCUGAGAGAUUCUCCGAAGAAGCGGUCGCCAGUAGAAACCCUAUGAGCUACCUUCCAUUCGGUGAUGGACCAAGAAUUUGCAUAGGUGCACGCUUCGCAUACUACCAGGCCAAGGUAGGAAUUAUAUCGAUCAUACGAAACUACAAAGUUGAUGUUUGCGAGGAGUCCAUUAUUCCAUACAAACACGAACCGCAAGCAUUGCUGUUGUCACCCGAGGGGGGAGUGACCUUAAAAGUAACAAAAUUAUCGCAGCUUAAUGGCCAUAUGCAGAGCGCAAAAUAAUCUUUCGUAUUAAACAAGUGUCUGAACAAUCUGAUACGUCUUUAUACAAAAUGGCUGCUUUACGAUGAAGUCGAAGACAAAGAUCGUUGAGUUUCUCAAUUUCUCCGCACGAGGUCUCUCUGAAUGUUUAUAUACACAUAUACUGUAUACUAACUUGUAGCAAAUAUUGUGCACUAGGAAAAUGCUUAUGUAGCAUUCAGAUAGAUAUGGAAAUAGUAAACUAACAAUUCUUGUAUAACAUAAAAUGUUAAUGACCAAUAGUGAGUUUAUAUAUACGUCUGUAGUUAUUUACUAUGUUUAUAUUUUUAUACGAAUGAUUAUAGUAUAUAAGUACAUACAAUGUUUAUGUAUGAAUGUGA
Messenger RNA from Megachile rotundata (alfalfa leafcutting bee), 2624 nucleotides. Its product is annotated as cytochrome P450 6a2-like. Gene Ontology annotation, molecular function: iron ion binding; heme binding; oxidoreductase activity, acting on paired donors, with incorporation or reduction of molecular oxygen. Lineage: Eukaryota; Metazoa; Arthropoda; Insecta; Hymenoptera; Megachilidae. The record is from RefSeq and is a predicted model, not a curated record.